AUGCCAAUGAAACUCGACGGCAGCUGCCAAUGCGGCGGCGUGACAUUCACCCUCCAGUCCCAAACCCCAGUGCCCUACCAGCUCUGCGCGUGCAGCAUCUGCCGCAAAGUCGGCGGAUACAGCGGCAGCGUGAACCUAGGCGGACUCGCCGACAGCCUGAAGAUUAUCACGGGCAAAGAACUCAUCAAGAAAUACAACGGCAUCAAAGAUCGCGGCACACCAAACGAGCAGCGCUGCUCCUCCGAGCGAAGCUUCUGCUCCGACUGCAGUACCAUGCUGUGGCUGUGGGAUCACCACUGGCCCGAAUUGAUCCACCCGUUUGCCUCGGCCAUUGAUACCGAACUGCCCGUCCCGGAGGAGAUGGUGUGUGUCAUGGGCGGGUCGAAGCCGGCGUGGGUGCGGUGGCCCGAGGGGAAGAAGAGUGUACAUGAACUCUACAAUGACUCGGGGGAUAGUCUGGAGGGGUGGCACAAGAGGCAUGGACAUUUUGUGGAGUAG
Molecule: messenger RNA, 498 nt
Organism: Penicillium lagena
Lineage: Eukaryota; Fungi; Ascomycota; Eurotiomycetes; Eurotiales; Aspergillaceae
Product: GFA family protein
Exons: 3
Coding region: 1-498 (165 amino acids)
Molecular function (GO): carbon-sulfur lyase activity
Source: RefSeq, a predicted model, not a curated record